AAUCGUAGCCCCACUUUCCUCUCCUUUUUAUGCUUCUCCCUCGUCUUGCUUUCCACUUCACCCCAUUUCGCCAUUUUAGACACUAUACUAGAGCAGGACCAGAACAGGCUUUACCCUCUCUUCUCUGUUGCUCAUCUUCUCCUUUUUCUCUGUACAAGAAGAUGAAGAUGCAUUUCAAUGCCUUCGUCGUGGUCAUGAUUCUCGGUUCGUUUGCGAGUUCUCUCGCACAGGCACCGGCAGCCGCGCCAAAAGCCUCCCCACCGGCAUCUUCCCCUGCCCCUGUUUCGGUUCCUCCAUCCCCAACACCUACCGUUAGUCCUCCGUCACCAACACCAGCUCCGGUGUCUCCCCCCGCUUCCACCCCUUCUCCUUCGCCUUCCUCCCCAUCUCCUUCUCCCGUGUCGACACCAGCUUUGGCCCCUUCUCCAGUAUCUAAAACCCCAGCUUCAGCUCCAUCUCCCAAUUCCGUUGUCUCACCACCUCCAUCAUCUCCCUCGCCCUCCUCCAACACCCCAUCUGAAAGCCCAUCGGGAUCUCCAGCCGACAACAACUCAAACUCCGCUAUUGGUUCAUUGAACAGGGUCGCUGUCGCCGGAUCUGCACUGGUGGGCACAUUCGCCGCUGUUCUCUUGAUGUAGAUCUCUGCUGAUUCCGUCGUGAUCAUACGUUGUAUUGAUUAUUGGCUAUAGAUCUGUCGGUUCAUCUUGAUUUUCUUUUCUUUCUUUCAUUCAUUUUGUUUGCAUCAUGGACGUUCAUGUCCAUGGAGGUUCACAUUUUGCUGACUCGAUGAUCUUGGGUUUGUUGGGAGUUGGGAUACUAAUACACGCUAGUAAAGCUCAGCUCAUCUCAGCUGAUUCCUGAUUGGAUUGACUGGAUUAUCUAGAACGUGGUGGAUGAGUCGGAUCAUGUACAUGACAAAAGUUCAUAGUGAUGAAUAAAGCCCCUCUUCUUUUUAUUGGGUGUGAUGUGAGUGUGAUGUAUAUUUGAUUAUUUGUAGUGGGACCGCAGUGAUUUAAGCCGGACUCUUUUUUGUCUUGAA
This is a messenger RNA of Nelumbo nucifera (sacred lotus), 1039 nucleotides long. The record is from RefSeq and is a predicted model, not a curated record. NCBI's taxonomy places the organism in Eukaryota, Viridiplantae, Streptophyta, Magnoliopsida, Proteales, Nelumbonaceae.